This is a messenger RNA of Xyrichtys novacula (pearly razorfish), 909 nucleotides long. NCBI's taxonomy places the organism in Eukaryota, Metazoa, Chordata, Actinopteri, Labriformes, Labridae. The record is from the annotation of a GenBank genome assembly.
AUGGACCUACAGGUAAGGAAAGGUUUCUUCUAAGCAGACGAAGUCUUCAAUUUUUGGACUUGGCUGGAGAACUGUGUCUUCCUUCAGUUUCCUUAUAAACUAACCACCUUUCUGUCUUUACAGCCUGUGGGUAGACUUAUUCCAGGGCUUUUAACAGCUUUAAAUUUCAUCUAUGACAUGGCUACAAAUAUGAAGGCCAACAAAGAGCGCUUUCAAGAAAUCGCCCGAAAAGUUGAAUAUCUGGAGGGCUUGGUUCUUAGAUUCCAAGCUAACGGUCUUGAUCGGAAAUCACACUCUGUGAAGAAUGCUCUGGAAGAUCUCAGCAGAACUCUGGAGAACAUCAAAAGGUGGAUGAUAAAAUAUUCCAAUUACAGCGGUAUAAAGAAAUUAGUGAGGUCUGGAAAAUAUGAGGAAAAGAUUGGCGGAAUUGACAGACAACUGCAAGACCACUUUAUGUUCCUAUCAGGUGAUGUUCUGGCCACACUGUCCGCAAUGGGAAACGAGCUGGACAGGGUGCAACAAAGGAUAUCAACUCUGUUUGAUGUCAGUGGUCCUUCCCUUCCCGUUGUUGUUGUUCAGACAGGACCAUUGUUUGACCCCAGAUCCUAUGCAACACCUCCAUUAAAUAAUUCAAUUUUCCCCAUACACGAUGUCACACCGAACAUCAGCGACCUGGACCAAUUUAACCCAUUCCACAUCAGCAACCCGGACCAAUUUAACCCAUUCCACAUCGGCGACCUGGACCAAUUUAACCCAUUCCACAUCAGCAACCCGGACCAAUUUAACCCAUUCCACAUCGGCGACCUGGACCAAUUUAACCCAUUCCACAUCAGCAACCCGGACCAAUUUAACCCAUUCCACAUCAGCAACCUGGACCAAUUUAACCCAUUCCAAUACUUUUACCAUUAA